Molecule: messenger RNA, 2048 nt
Organism: Larimichthys crocea (large yellow croaker)
Lineage: Eukaryota; Metazoa; Chordata; Actinopteri; Sciaenidae
Product: apelin receptor B
Exons: 1
Coding region: 75-1151 (358 amino acids)
Biological process (GO): calcium-mediated signaling; immune response; positive regulation of cytosolic calcium ion concentration
Cellular component (GO): external side of plasma membrane; membrane
Molecular function (GO): C-C chemokine receptor activity; C-C chemokine binding
Source: RefSeq, a predicted model, not a curated record
AGAGUGCUCACAACUACUGUGGAUCUAUCUGCACCAAACAUAGAGUUUCUUUUUUGAACAACAGAAGAGAGAAAAUGGAGAUGGAUUCAACUGCUGCCCCUGAUGACUACUACGACUACGAUGACCAAGAAAACUCCACCAUGUGUGACUAUUCUGAGUGGACGCCGUCAUACUCUGUUAUCCCGGUACUGUACAUGCUUAUUUUCAUCCUCGGCCUCUCUGGAAAUGGCGUGGUCAUCUUCACCGUGUGGAGAGCCCAGGGUAAGCGGCGAGCUACUGACGUCUACAUCGGCAACCUGGCCCUGGCUGACCUUACCUUCGUGGUCACUCUUCCUCUGUGGGCUGUCUACACAGCCAUGGGCUACCACUGGCCCUUUGGAGUUGCCAUGUGUAAGAUCAGCAGCUACGUGGUCCUGCUCAACAUGUUUGCCAGUGUCUUCUGCCUAACCUGCAUGAGCUUCGACCGCUACCUGGCCAUUGUCCACUCCUUGUCCAGCACCCAGCUGCGUACCCGAGGCCACACACAAGCCUCCCUGACCGCCAUCUGGCUGCUGUCUUUUCUCCUGGCUGCCCCGACUCUGAUUUUCCGCACCACCAUCUACGAUCCAACCACCAACCGCACAUCCUGCGCCAUGGACUUCAGCCUGGUGGCCAAAAACAAGGAGCAGGAGAACCUCUGGGUCGCUGGUCUCAGCAUCUCCUCCUCAGCUCUGGGCUUUCUCUUACCUUUCUUGGCAAUGAUGGUGUGCUACGGCUUCAUCGGCUGCACCGUCACCCGCCACUUCAACACGCUUCGCAAAGAGGACCAGCGUAAGAGGAGGCUGCUAAAGAUCAUCACCACGCUGGUAGUGGUGUUCGCUGCCUGCUGGAUACCCUUCCAUGUUGUGAAGAGUGCUGACGCCCUCUCCUACCUGAACCUGGUUCCCGACACCUGUGCCUUCCUGCGCUUCCUGCUGCUGGCUCACCCGUACGCCACCUGCCUGGCCUACGUCAACAGCUGCCUCAACCCUUUUCUUUACGCCUUCUUCGACCUGCGCUUCAGAUCCCAGUGUCUGUGCCUACUCAACCUGAAGAAGUCCUUGCAUGCAAGCCCCGCCAGCUCUCUGUCCUCUCAGAAGACGGAGGCUCAGUCUCUGGCCACAAAGGUGUGACGACAGCUGAGGGCCCAGUGCAUGCUGGGAAAGAGGUGAACAAUGCAGAACAAUGCAGGUGAACUUUACAGCGCUGGGUGCUUGGCCGCUGAUCUUCUGCCCGCCAGUUUCAGGGUGUCACCUUCGAUCCUGUCUCACUCUGUGGACUUCAGAAGACGAACGCCAGACUCGUGGUCAUCGGCGCUGACCACACUCAAGCUCCAGGCUCACUGUCAGUUGCAGGGCAGCAAAACUGUACUACUUACUACAAAGGGACCAAGCAUCAGCCAGACUUGUAUUUUGUUUUUAUAAAAGUGGAAUGUAUUUUAAAAAAAGGACUACAUGCUCAUGUGUUACUUUUAGUUCUCCUGUGGACUUUAUGCAGAACACUGAGCUUUGAACUCUGUCCUCAAGUCCUGGUGAAGUGUAUUCCUCAUGCAUUUGCUCCUGCUGUUCUUGUUUUCAUUUGUAAGCACUUGAGGUGUGAUUUAUACCAGCAGUGUUACGUAUGACUGUGACUGUGUGUGUGUGUGUGUGUGUGCGUGUGUGUGUGUAGGAAGGGCGUGUCAGUCAAUAAGAUGUGUUAGAGUCUGAUAAGAGUGUUGUAAGAGGAGACGGAGAUAGUGGAAGGAGGGGGUUGGGAUACCCAGACAGACAGACAGACAGACAGACAGACAGACAGAUGGCAGCUGACAAAUGUUUUUAGGCCGGCCCAAUUAAAAGGUGACUGCUUUGACAGUCUGCUUGUGCGUGUGUGUGUGUGAGUGUCUGUGUGUGAAUGAGUGAGUGUGAGCAUGUCAGAAUGACAAUGAAUUUGUUCCUGACAAAUACAUGAAAGCAUUUUGUGAAUACGCAUUAUUUUGAAUUGAUGUUUAUGAUUUGUAAUAAUAAAAAAAAAAAAGGUGCUUUGAAAAAACA